AUGGCACCUGCUGCCCUGAUCGACCACUCUCCCUACCAGCCUACGCCUGCAAAAAAGCUGUCCUCCGCAAACAAUCUCGUCCUCAUCGAUAAUUAUGACUCCUUCACCUGGAACGUCUAUCAGUACCUCGUCCUUGAAGGCGCUAGCGUCACAGUCUACCGAAACGAUAAAGUGACACUUGAAGAGCUUGUUGCCAAAAAGCCGACACAAUUGGUCAUCAGCCCUGGGCCAGGUCACCCUGACACGGACGCGGGCAUAAGUAAAGAUGCCAUUAAAUACUUUGCGGGCAAGAUUCCAAUUUUGGGGGUGUGUAUGGGGCAACAGUGUAUCAUCUCGGCAUUUGGUGGUGAAGUCGAUGUUACUGGAGAGAUCCUCCAUGGAAAGACCUCACCCUUGAGGCAUGAUGGCAAAGGAUGCUACACCACGUUGGCACAAGAUUUGCCCGUGACGAGAUACCAUUCCCUCGCAGGGACACAUCCGACUCUUCCGCAGUCGCUCGAAGUCUCUUCUUGGAUAGCUAAAGGGCCAGAUGGGGGCAAAGGCGUGAUUAUGGGUGUUCGCCACAAGGAAUAUGUUAUUGAAGGAGUCCAGUUUCAUCCUGAAAGCAUUCUGACCGAGAACGGCAGAGUGAUGUUCAAGAAUUUCCUGAAAAUGUCUGGGGGAAAGUGGUCGGAUAACCCUCAGUAUGCCACUCCUGAGGCAGAAGCCACAGGCACCCUUAAUGGCGAAGCACACUCUAAGAAAGAGUCCAUCUUGGACAAGAUCUACGCCCAUCGACGACAAGCCGUUGCCGCACUGAAGCUGAUCCCAUCUCAAAGGGUAGAGGAUCUCCAGGAUGCCUAUGACCUCGGUCUGGCUCCUCCCCGAAUUUCCUUCCCCAAAAGGCUUCGGCAAUCCGCCUACCCAAUUGCCCUCCUAGCCGAGAUCAAACGAGCCUCCCCUUCAAAAGGCUUAAUAUCCCUAGGGACCUGCGCACCGGCACAAGCACGGAAAUACGCCACGGCUGGCGCCAGCGUCAUUUCUGUGUUGACAGAGCCGGAAUGGUUCAAGGGCAGCUUGGAGGAUAUGAGACUUGUCCGCCAGGCGCUGGAUAGCAUGCCCAAUAGACCUGCCGUGCUGCGCAAAGAAUUCAUCUUUGACGAGUAUCAAAUUCUGGAAGCACGUCUCGCGGGCGCAGACACGGUGUUGCUGAUUGUCAAGAUGCUCGAUGUAGAGACAUUGACGAGACUGUACCACUACUCGAGAUCACUAGGGAUGGAACCACUCGUAGAGGUCAACACCGCAGAUGAGAUGAAGAUUGCAGUCGAGCUGGGCGCCGAGGUAAUUGGCGUGAACAACCGCAAUCUGACGAACUUUGAGGUUGAUCUUGGAACAACGAGCCGAUUGAUGGAUGAAGUUCCAGACUCUACCAUUGUGUGCGCUCUGAGUGGAAUCUUUGGUCCCCAAGAUGUGCAAGCGUACAAAAAGGAGGGUGUCAAGGCAAUUCUCGUGGGAGAAGCCUUGAUGAGGGCAUCAAAUCCAGCAGAGUUUAUUGAGACAUUAGUGGGGGACCCUGACGUCCCACCCAAAAAGGGAACACAAACCAAGCAACUCUCAGUCAAAAUCUGCGGCACCCGCACACCCGAAGACGCGAAAGCAGCGAUCGAAUCCGGGGCGGAUCAAGUCGGCAUUAUCCUUGUGCCUGGCAGGAAACGGUACGUCUCAGAUGACAUGGCUUUACGGAUAUCAGAGGUUGUGAAAAAUACACGCCGGCUUCCGUCUUCCAAACUCGUGAGCACAUUCGAGGAAGGAAUUGGCAGUGCGGAUUUCUUCGGUCACACCUCCUCGCACCUCCUUGUUCGUCCCGACCGCGCCCUGCUCGUUGGCGUCUUCGCCGAUGCUCCCCUUCACCACAUAAUCCAGCAAGUCCACCGGUUGGGCCUGGACGUGGUUCAGCUUCACGGCUCGGAGCCCUUGGAAUACGCAAGGCAGAUCCCGGUCCCCGUCCUGAAAGCAUUCUCCCCCAAGGAUUGCGGGGUUAACACGAGAGGCUACCAUUCCUUGCCGUUGUUAGACGCUGGAUCAGGGGGUUCAGGUACGAGGGUCAACCUCGACGAUGUGAAAGCCCUUUUCAAGAAAGACGAUAAUCUCAAAGCUAUCCUUGCAGGAGGACUCACUCCAGAGAAUGUACGGGCGGUUCUGGAGGAACUAGGAGAAGAAUACAUAGGCCGAAACGUUGUCGGGUUGGACGUUAGUUCCGGGGUCGAGGUUGAGGGAAGGCGGAAUGCGGACAGGAUGAGAGCCUUCAUAGAUGCUGUCAAGACGUUGUAG
Cladophialophora psammophila CBS 110553 is the source of this 2310-nucleotide messenger RNA. Its product is annotated as anthranilate synthase component 2. The transcript has a single exon. Gene Ontology annotation, molecular function: indole-3-glycerol-phosphate synthase activity; phosphoribosylanthranilate isomerase activity; anthranilate synthase activity. Gene Ontology annotation, cellular component: cytosol. The record is from RefSeq and is a predicted model, not a curated record. Lineage: Eukaryota; Fungi; Ascomycota; Eurotiomycetes; Chaetothyriales; Herpotrichiellaceae. Gene Ontology annotation, biological process: L-tryptophan biosynthetic process. The coding region runs from base 1 to 2310 and encodes 769 amino acids.